CCGAUUUCGACAAUUAUAUGAUAUCAACAGGUGUAUUUUGAGAAAAAUAAUAAAAAUUGAAAAUUGCAAAAAUUUUGUUUAAUGGACUCAUCAACACGACCGUAUAUUCAAACAGUACUUGGUCCAAUUGAACCGAAUCAAUUAGGAUUUACUUUAUGUCAUGAACAUCUUUAUCAUAAAGCUUAUACAUCUUAUUUUGUUACAAAACCAUUGGACAAUAAAUAUGUUCAUUUGAAUUCAACACCGGUUAUCAAUGAAAAUCUUUGGUAUACUGCCUAUCAUCCACAUACACAUGAAGAUAAUCUAGAUUUGACUAGUGUUGAAGUACAAAAUGCUAUUGAAAAUGAAUUGAAAUUUUUCAAAACAAAUGGUGGUAAUUCAAUGGUUGAAGUUACUACUUUUGGUACCGAUCUAACACGAUUAGCUGAAUUUUCUAGAAAAUCCAAUGUUAAUAUUAUAGGUAGUACUGGUUUCUAUGUACAUCAAGCAUUUUCAGAAUCAAUUCGAUCAAAAUCGAUUGAAAAUCUUUAUGAUAUAAUGAAAAAUGAAUUUAUUUUGGGUGUGAAUGGUAUUAAACCUGGUGUUAUUGGUGAACUUGGAUCAUGUUGGCCAAUUGAUUCAUUUGAAAAAAAUGUUUUGAUUGCAGCUGCUCAAUUACAAAAUGAAUUAAAAUUACCAGUAAUCAUUCAUCCAGGUCGUCAUUCUGAAGCACCAUUCGAAAUUAUUCGAAUAUUUAGUGAAGCUGGUGGCAUUGUUUCGAAAACAAUCAUGUCUCAUCUUGAACGUACCUUAAAUAUUGAACAAUUAAUUGAUUUCGCUCAAACCGGUGUGAUUUGUGAAUUUGAUUUAUUUGGUACAGAAAUAUCUUAUUAUGAAGCAGCAGAUAAUUUUGAUAUGCCUAAUGAUUCUGCUCGAAUUUGUUUAGUAAAAAAAUUAAUCGAUGAAAAUUAUGGUGAUCAUAUAACAAUAUCACAUGAUAUUCAUACAAAACAUCGUUUAAUGAAAUGGUCUGGACAUGGUUAUUCACAUAUUAUAUUGAAUGUUAUACCAAAAAUGCUUCGUCGUGGUAUAACUAUCGAACAGAUUGAUCAGAUUAUGAUUAAAACACCAUGUCGAUGGUUAACUAUUGGCCAAAUCUAAUAGAUCCUUUGGGAAAAAAAUUGAAAUUUUCAUUCAAAAUUCAAAUC
This is a messenger RNA of Dermatophagoides pteronyssinus (European house dust mite), 1187 nucleotides long. RefSeq names its product N-acetyltaurine hydrolase. Gene Ontology annotation, molecular function: zinc ion binding; hydrolase activity, acting on ester bonds. The record is from RefSeq and is a predicted model, not a curated record. Lineage: Eukaryota; Metazoa; Arthropoda; Arachnida; Sarcoptiformes; Pyroglyphidae. Gene Ontology annotation, biological process: catabolic process.